CUCCCGAGCCGGCCCGAGACGUGUGCUCAAGCUCAUCCAAGCAAUGGCCAACGGUAUCCUGUCACAGAGGUCAGUCGUCGCACUGAAAAGGCUGAGGCUCCCGAGCCGGUCACGACGUGUGCUCAAGCUCAUCCAAGCAAUGGCCAACAGUAUCCCCAGCGGCGGCGGAGAACACCGCGUUUGGGUACAGGCUAACGGCGGCGGACCGGCAAGGAAGGCGACCGCAGCGCCGGAGAUGCCGCUGAAUCGCUUUGUCCGCUUUGUCGCGCUCAUCGAGAAGCUCGGCAACGCCUUUGGCACGCUGGCCUUCACUUGGGCAACCGUCGUCCUGCUCGGCGGCUACUCCAAGGACCUCAGCCUGGAGAAUGACUUUUGGUUUUCCACGGUGAUAGUAUUCCUCGAAGCAACAAGGAUGUUCACCCGCAACAAUAGACUGGAUUACCAACUGUUUUUUAACACCAGAGGAGCUUUUCGACCUGUUGGCUGGAAUGGACUGAUUGCAAUCCUAUGCUUUUUCGAUGUUUUGGUGAUCCUCCUAAAUAAAGAUUCUCUGUCUACUAUGGGGAUUCUUUUGAUGGCAGUAAUACUUGCAAUUGGCAGGUUCCUGUCUGGGCUCAAACUGCACAUAUGCAACCCACUGCGCCAUGCCAUAUCGGUAUGGAGCCCCUUGGUUGCAAUCCUACUGAUGGCUCCCCCUCUAACAGAUAGAGUUACUCGAUACAUAUAUGCUGCUGGUUAUAAUCAAUAUCAAAUCGAAGAUAAAAAACUAGGCCCGUUGCCCAGAUGGAUAGUGUUCACUGUACUACUUGUGCCAAUGCUGUUGGUAACAAUAAGCAGGUUACGGUUCCCAAGAAUCAUCACACUUGUGCGUAGAGCUCUGGGCAGCAGACAAGUAUUUUGGCGUCGAGUUAUUACCAACUUGUGCAUGGUUUCAGCGCUAGGAAUGCAGGUGUUCAUGCUGCACCUAGAUCCAUCCGUGAACCUUCCUGUGGUCUUAAUAAUACAACUGUGCGCCUUUGCGGUGGUGUCAUUAGGCAACUUCCAGAUCCCAGCAGCAGUGUUGCGUAUCGUACUGGCAUUGUUGAGCCUUCGGCACAAGUACGGGCCUAAAGAAAAAAACCUCAAGGCAUCUCUGAGAAUCUUCUAUGGGAUGGUGCUUGGACAAGGAAUGCUCUAUGUUGUGGCUUGCAUGCUUGAGUUCUUUUCAUUCAUCCCUCGGAGAUCCCUCGUCCAUAGUGGUGCGUUUAGAGGUCAGUGGGGAGUGGAAUCUGUCAACCUAUACUAUGCAUAUGCCUUGGAAAAAUGCAUGCAAGAGGGUGUGCUUGCUCCAAAGAAGAUCAGCCUCAGCACCUUUGCCAUUGAUUCUCUAAACUCAGACUCGCCAAAGAAACAGCUCAACGGGAUCCGGACGAUGCACUGCUUUCUCCAAAGGGGGCCAACCAAGGCACAACUCUUUUCAGAACUCACAAUUUCUAACAUGACGAUGGCCAGAAUAAUUAGAAUGUUGGAUUGGACAAGUCCAAAGGAUAGAGCAAUCAGAUUAUAUGCCGCAAAGGUUACCACUGAACUUGCAAAGAACAUCCGUGCUGUCACUUUCCCCGGCACAAUGCAGCUUCUAUCUGCACUCCUUGAUGCUGAUAGCAGACCAAAAAGAGGAAACCCGCUUCUGAUUACAGAUGAUGAACAGGAAGAAAUACGAGAUCCAUUUCUGAAUAUAGAAGAUAGCCAAGAGAAAGAACACGAUGCAGUAAGGGAUGUAAAUGGUAACCGAGGGCAAAGACAAGACCCACUUCAAGACACCGAUAACCUGCUGGAAACACAAAACCGAUCGACCAAGCAAGCUUGCAUCAACAAACAGAAUUGUGUACUCAGGUGCUGGCAGCGGAUUUCAGAAUUUUGUUCAAUUCCCGAGGAGCAGAUGUCGACAGACCAUGAUCUUCUCCCAGCACUGGCCAUGUCAAUUAUUGAAAGUCUUGCUGGUUGUGAUCAGGAAAAUUGUGUACAAAUCAGCAAUGCAGCUGACCUCGUCCCUAAGAUCAUAGGAUUCACAAGCUACACAAGGGGCACGGACAAUGUGAAUACCAAGGCACAAGAAAAGAUUUUGUUGAAGUCUUCACUGAAGGUGCUACAAAGGCUCACAAGCAUUGGUGGCGAAAUCGGCAUAACACUGCGGCACAACAUAUCAAACCAUCCUUUCCUGUUGACAAACCUCGCAGAGGUCUUGGGAAACAAUAGGAGCAGCCAGGAAUCAAUAAAGAUUGUGGCAGAAAUACUCAGGAACAUUGCGGUUGAUGGGAACACAAGGCAGGAGAUUGGUCAAAUCCAACUGAUCAUUACCAUGCUGAUGCAUGUAUUUCUAAAUGCAGAAGGAAGCCCAAGUACCAAUGCUGAUCGCUUGGUACGGAAAGUUGCCGGGCAAGCACUGGCAAUGCUGACAACAGAGAGUGUCCAGAACUGCUUGGUCAUAUUGAGGGAACCAGAGUUCAUUCAGAAACUCAAGACUAUGAUCCUGACCAAUGAUGACAGGUACAUAUAUGUGGCGGCAAGCCUGAUGCGCAAUCUGUGUCUGCACGCUCGUCCCAAGCUCAAGGAUUCAGACUUGAAGGAGCUAUCUCAUACCCUGCGAGAGGUGUUGGAAAGAAUAAUGAAUGCGGAAGGGGCAGAACUAGAGAUCCUCAUUGGCCUUAGUUCACAGAUAUGUAAAGUCAUCCCUGGGGACUUUACCCGAGAACUAGAAGAUGGUCAGAUUGAGAGAAGAUUUGCGCAGAGGCUUGUCGACACACUGAAUGCAAAUACAAAACCUAGUGCUCACUGUCCUGGGAUCAGAAGGGUGAUACUUGAGCAAAUAAUAUACAUGAUAGAGUUCAAUUCUCGGUUUGCAUACCGUUUCAAAGAAUGCAGGAUGACAGAAGCCCUAUCAACGGUAGAGCAUACACUGUCAAAGGCUGAAAACUACAGGCUUUUCUUGGGCGACACGGGGUUUAUGGAGUGUAGCACACCUCUCUCCACUCUUCUGGACAGAGCUAAAGAACUUAUGGGUUGUGACUAACAACUGGAUUUCAUCACGUGGUAGAAGACUCCAAUUUCCCCAUAUGAUAAGCUAUUUGUGGGACAUCAUCCCUCCACAAUUGCAUUGAGUUGUUCAUUGCAAUAGAAUAAGGGCGCCACAAAAUUUAGAGUUGAUAUCAAAGAAUGCAGGUUUUUGACUUUGUAUGAUUCUGAAAUUAAUAAUAGUCUAAGUACUUGCUGUAUUUUGAAAGAACAAAAUUACUCUUUUGCAGUGAGAAUAA
Molecule: messenger RNA, 3290 nt
Organism: Lolium perenne
Lineage: Eukaryota; Viridiplantae; Streptophyta; Magnoliopsida; Poales; Poaceae
Source: RefSeq, a predicted model, not a curated record